This is a messenger RNA of Brassica rapa (field mustard), 1505 nucleotides long. Its product is annotated as 4-hydroxy-tetrahydrodipicolinate synthase 1, chloroplastic. Lineage: Eukaryota; Viridiplantae; Streptophyta; Magnoliopsida; Brassicales; Brassicaceae. Gene Ontology annotation, molecular function: 4-hydroxy-tetrahydrodipicolinate synthase activity. The record is from RefSeq and is a predicted model, not a curated record.
UUAGAUACUCUACGUGGCAAAUAGUCAUCAAGACAAGAAAAGUCAAAACCCUAAAGUAGACACACUCCUUGUCUUUAUUUCUUCUAACAUCAGUUUCAGGCUUCUUCAGCAUGCUCUAACGCCUGAGCUCAAUCUAUUUCGCCGUCGCUGCAACGUUCUCAUCUACACUGUGCCCACUAUUAACAUCACCGCCUCCAGCUGAUCUUCCGAUUGAAAGAUGGCAGCUUUGAAAGGUUACGGCUUGAUCUCCAUCGACUCUGCCCUCCAUUUCCCUCGCUCACAUCAACUCGAGGGCUACAAGAGAAGGAAUCUGAAAUGGGUCUCUCCAAAAGCAGCUGUAGUACCUAACUUCCAUCUCCCAAUGCGCAGUCUCGAGGACAAAAACAGGACGAACACAGAAGACAUAAGGUCCCUCAAAGUGAUCACAGCCAUCAAAACACCGUACCUCCCCGACGGAAGAUUCGACCUCGAAGCAUACGACGAGCUAGUCAACACACAGAUAAUCAAAGGCGCUGAAGGUGUGAUCGUCGGUGGUACAACCGGGGAAGGCCAGUUAAUGAGCUGGGACGAACACAUAAUGCUCAUAGGCCACACCGUGAACUGCUUCGGCGCAAGAAUCAAAGUCAUUGGGAACACCGGAAGCAACUCAACAAGAGAAGCCAUCCACGCCACCGAGCAAGGGUUCGCCGUGGGGAUGCACGCUGCUCUCCACAUCAACCCCUACUACGGCAAAACAUCUAUAGAAGGCAUGACUGCUCACUUUCAAACCGUUCUCCACAUGGGACCGACGAUUAUAUACAACGUCCCUGGUCGAACGAAUCAAGACAUACCUCCACAGGUUAUCUUUAAGCUCUCUGGGAAUGUUAACUUGGCUGGUGUUAAGGAGUGUGUGGGUAAUGACCGUGUUGAAGAGUAUACUGAGAAGGGUAUCGUUGUGUGGAGUGGGAAUGAUGAUCAGUGCCAUGACUCUAGAUGGGAUCAUGGAGCGACCGGAGUUAUAUCGGUGGUUAGCAACUUGGUUCCAGGGUUGGUGAGGAAGUUAAUGUUUGAAGGUAGAGACUCGGCGUUGAACGCAAAGCUUCUGCCUUUGGUGGAUUGGGUGUUCCAGGAACCGAAUCCUAUUGGUGUGAACACGGCUUUGGCGCAGCUAGGAGUUGCUAGGCCGGUGUUUAGGCUGCCUUAUGUGCCGUUGCCUGUGUCGAAAAGGGUUGAGUUUGUUAAACUUGUGGAGGAGAUUGGAAGGGAGCAUUUUGUAGGGGAGAGAGAUGUUCAGGUGCUUGAUGAUGAUGACUUCAUUUUAAUCGGAAGGUAUUAGAUAUACCUUGGUUCUGUUUAUAGUUCUCUUUGGCUAAUGAGAAACUUACAGAUGGAUCAUGUAGUUGCUAUGUUCUGUUGCUCUUGUGAUAAAUCUGGUUGUUUUUUUUUUUACUUACUAUCUGUUAUGGGGAUGAUUCUGUUUUUGUAUCUGCUUGUUUGGCUCUAUCAAUGUUUUAAAAAUCAGUCUA